This is a messenger RNA of Jaculus jaculus (lesser Egyptian jerboa), 1511 nucleotides long. RefSeq lists its product as uncharacterized. Lineage: Eukaryota; Metazoa; Chordata; Mammalia; Rodentia; Dipodidae. The record is from RefSeq and is a predicted model, not a curated record. The transcript has 10 exons. Gene Ontology annotation, biological process: proteolysis. The coding region runs from base 104 to 1462 and encodes 452 amino acids. Gene Ontology annotation, molecular function: cysteine-type endopeptidase activity.
GAGAAAGGUAGUGGGAAACCAACCUGGCUCAGCCCAUUUCCAACAUCCAGCUGAGUCCUAACCCAGCCCAGCUCUGGCUUUUCCUCCCUAGGGGAAGUACAGCAUGCAGGGUUCAAGGGUGGCCCUGACACUUAGCAGCCUUGGGGUGUCUGCCACCGCAGUUGCUGCCCUGGAUGGGCUGUUCGAGGCACUGGGCUUUGAAACCUAUGAGAAGAGGGAGGUCUCCGACCAGGGCUUCCUCCAGGAGCUGGGUUGGUUCCGGGAGCAGCUGGAUGCCCUUAGGGGCCCUGUGGGCUGUGCCCUGGUGGCCUUGGUGGCUCCCACUGGGCAGCUGAGGCAGCCACAGCCACUGGUCCUGGAGUUGAGUCGUUGUAGGGCCCUGCAGGGCUGCCCCAAAAUCUUCUUGCUGCUCUCUAGUGGCCUCGAGGCCUCCACAGAGCCCGGAGCCUUCCUCACUGGCCUGAGGGAGAUCUGUGGUCAGUUUCCUCACUGGUCGCUGCUGCAGCUGUUGACAGAGGCUUCCUUCUGUGCCUUUGCCAAGCUCUGCCUUCUGCAUGGCACAGCCUCCCUGCUCUCCUGGCCAGCUUCACGCUGUCCCUUCUCGGUGUCGGCAGUGCCCUUCCCUGUGCUCCUGGCAUCCACGCUGGUGCUUCCAGCUGCCUCUUUUGACACUGGUGCACUCUUCCGUAGGGUGGCCCACGAGUCUUCGGGAGACAUCUACUGCCCAGUCCUUCAGAGCUCCUUGAGGGGUGCACUGUGCCUGGGGCAUGCAGAGUCCUGGUGGCCGGAGCCAAACCCAGAGCCCAGUGCACAGUAUGACCUGUCGGGAGCCAGGGCCGCCCUCCUCCUGGUUGUGACACGAGACCGGGCAGGGGCACAGUGUGACGUGGCAGCACUAGUGGACCUGUGCCAAGCUCUGGGCUUCAAGGUCACCCUGAGGACAGACCCUACAGCUCAGGAAUUCUGUGAGGAGCUUGUCCACUUCCAGAAGAGACUGGACACCCACAGGGGCCCUGUGAGCUGUGUUCUUGUGGCCCUGAUGGCCCAUGGGGGGCCACGGGGGCAGCUGCUGGGAGCCGAUGGGGGAGAAGUACAACCAGAGAUGCUGAUGCAGGAGCUGAGCUGCUGCCGAGCAUUGCGAGGCCGCCCCAAGAUCUUCCUGCUUCAGGCCUGCCGUGGGGGGAACAGGGACCCUGGUGUGGGGCCAAGAGCGCUCCCCUGGUACAGGCGCUGGCUGGGAGCACCCCCAGCCAUCCCUACCCGGGCAGAUGUCCUCCAGGUCUAUGCUGAUGCCCAAGAGGUGGGAACACCCUGGGGCCGCUGGAGUCCCAGCACGGUGAUGUUGCAGGCAGCCACACUUCCUGGAGCUCAGGCCAAGCAGACAUCCUGGCUGUCUACGCCACUGCAGAGGGCUGUGUGGCCUAUCGGGACGAGAAGGGCUCAGACUUCAUCCAGACUUUAGUGGAAGUCCUCAGAGCCAACCCUGGAGGAGACCUGCUUGAGCUGCUGAC